UGAGCAUUAUUAUAUUAAUCUGUGUAGAGGACAAACAAAGAAGAAAUAUUUCAGAAAACAAUGAAGUAUUUAUGUGAUAAAAAGGUGGCUUCAAUAUUUAUGAUAACUUUAUUUAUUCUAACUGCUGCAGCAAAGCAACACGAAAAGGUUCCAGCAGUUAUUGUGUUUGGAGAUUCUAUAGUGGAUCCGGGCAACAACAACCAUGUCAAAACUAUUGUCAAGUGCAACUUCCCACCUUAUGGGAGAGACUUCAUUGGACGAAAACCAACUGGAAGGUUUUGUAAUGGAGUGGUUCCCUCUGACAUUAUAGCUCAAGAAUUAGGUGUGAAGGAUCUGUUGCCUGCUUAUCUUGAUCCAAAUCUGAAGACUGAAGAUCUGCUUACUGGUGUAAGCUUUGCCUCAGGUGGCUCUGGUUAUGAUCCUCUCACACCCAAAAUAGUGUCUGUGCUGUCAUUAUCUGAUCAACUGAAGCUGUUCAGAGAAUAUUUAUCAAAGAUAAAGUCAGCAGUGGGAGAAGGAGCAGUGGAAACAAUACUAUCGAAAAGCAUAGUAAUUGUGUGCACAGGAAGUGAUGACAUUGCAAAUACCUAUUUUUCUACACCUUUUAGGAGACCUCAAUAUGAUAUUAAUUCCUACACUGAUUUAUUGCUCUCCUCAGCUACUGCUUUUUACAAGGAACUGUAUGAAGUGGGAGCAAGGAGAAUUGGAGUGCUGAGUUUACCGCCAAUAGGGUGUGUGCCAUCACAGAGAACUCUAGGCGGAGGCAUAGAUAGACAGUGUUCGAAGUCCGCCAAUGAAGCAGCAAGCCUCUUCAAUUCCAAGCUCUCCUCAGCAAUUCAUGCCCUCAAUAAACAGCUUCCAAAUUCAACGCUUGUGUACCUUGACACCUACAAUCCCCUGCUCUCUCUAAUCCAAAACCCUGCUCAAUAUGGGUUUGAAGUGGCAAAUAAAGGAUGCUGUGGCACAGGAAACAUAGAGGUGAGCAUACUGUGUAAUGGAUUGGAUGAUCCACAUACGUGUAAAGAUGCCUCCAAGUACAUAUUCUGGGAUAGUUAUCAUCCCUCCGAGAGAGCUUACAAAAUCCUUACCUCUCAGAUCCUCAACAAGGAUCUGGACAAAUUGUUCUGACCAUAUAAGUUUACGCUCUUUAUUUAUAUUUAUGGACCAAUAAAGUUGUCUAAAUUGUCGACACCAAACUAGGCCAUGCAGCUCCUCAAUGUUAAUUGUAUGCUUUUCAUGUUGCCAUUUAAUAAGUAGCGACAACUCAAAAAUCUCUUAUAA
This is a messenger RNA of Manihot esculenta (cassava), 1281 nucleotides long. Its product is annotated as GDSL esterase/lipase EXL3-like. Lineage: Eukaryota; Viridiplantae; Streptophyta; Magnoliopsida; Malpighiales; Euphorbiaceae. The transcript has 5 exons. The record is from RefSeq and is a predicted model, not a curated record. Bases 61 to 1128 code for a protein of 355 amino acids. Gene Ontology annotation, molecular function: hydrolase activity, acting on ester bonds. Gene Ontology annotation, cellular component: extracellular region.